Messenger RNA from Melopsittacus undulatus (budgerigar), 984 nucleotides. RefSeq names its product G-protein coupled receptor 35-like. The record is from RefSeq and is a predicted model, not a curated record. Lineage: Eukaryota; Metazoa; Chordata; Aves; Psittaciformes; Psittaculidae. Gene Ontology annotation, cellular component: plasma membrane. Gene Ontology annotation, biological process: phospholipase C-activating G protein-coupled receptor signaling pathway; positive regulation of Rho protein signal transduction. The transcript is spliced from 2 exons. Gene Ontology annotation, molecular function: G protein-coupled receptor activity.
AUGCAGUCCUGGGGAACCAAGCAUGUGACAGAGCUCUUUCAGGACACGUACUAUUAUGCUUCUCACUUUAAGGCUGCCUGUGAGCUGUUUCAAUUUAUAGUCUACAUCCCAGUGCUCUCUUUGGGGAUCCCACUGAACGCGAUUGCCUUCUGGGUCUUCUGCUGCAGACUCAAGAGGUGGACAGAAACCAGGGUGUACAUGAUCAACCUCAUAGUUGCAGGCAGUUUCCUGCUCUUUGCUCUGCCUUUCUUGAUACAUUUUACCAUGUAUGAGCAUCCCAUAGACAACUUGUGCUUCACCAUACAAAGGAUCUACUUUACAAACAUGCCUAUGAGCAUCCUGAUCAUCACUCUGAUAACAAUUGAUUGAUACAUUGCAAUCAAGUUCCCUCUAAAAGCAAAGAUUCUUUGAUCCCCACUGAAAUCAGCAUCCAUCCGUGGGGCCCUUUGGAUAAUAGUAAUUAUUUAUUCCUACUUGCAUCUACAAUUUUAUGACAAAAAGGAAAAAUUCUGCUUUCGGAAACAAUCUACUCAACCCAGUUAUACAUCGCUGGUGUCCGUCAUCUUUGGCUGUUUUAUUCCCUUACUGAUUGUGACUUUUUGCUCAGUACAAGUCAUCAGAUGUCUCAAGAAGAAGAUGGUCACAAGUCCUCAGGAGACAAAAUUAAUCCAGAAAGCAAUCCGCAUUAUUUCUAUGAAUCUGUGCAUGUUCACUGUAUGUUUUGCACCCUUCUACAUUGCCCUGCUCCUGCGGUUUGCAGUGGAUGUUGCUGGAGCUUGUUCUCUGCUCUCAGAAGUUAACGCCUGUGUUCACAUCCUUACGUGCUUAGCAAACUCUAACUGCUGUUUGGAUGCAUUUUGCUAUUACUUUGCAGCUAAGGAAUUUCAGGAAUUUCCUCCUCUGUUCCCCACUCGCCUAUCGAUGAGGUGCAAGAUGAACCAAAUCCAAGAAUCCCAGUCACCCACGGAUCAAGUCAUGACAUAA